GGCAAAAUGUCUGUGAAUCUAUAAUUGUAUGUAGGUGUGAUAGCAGGUUUGGUAUAGCUUGUAGUAUAUGACAGUUGACAGUUCGUUCAAUCAUGAUUUUGUGUAUGACGCUGUGGUUGCCAGGUUGUGUUCUAAAUACGGAUCGGAAGAGCGAUUCAACUGGUUUUGUUUUAGAUAAAUGAAAACAUAAUGACACACAAAAAUUGCAAGAAAUUAUUUGCUCGAUCUCAUCAAUACCUUUAAACGGAAACUAUGCGCCGGGUUUUACACGGAUCUGUGAGAGAGGGAUGGUGUAAGAAGAAUCUGGCAACCCAGACCCCAUCUGUCACUUACUCUGUCAUUGGGCAGGACACUACUAACAUUAUUUCAUGUUCGUAACGUUAUCCUACCUAAGGCCAUUAGCAAAGCUGUCACUGAACACCAGAAGGCAUGGGUUCGGGAGAGAGUACGACCAGGAAGGUGUCUUUCGGGGUCGAUGAUGAAGACAGAGUCAGGAUUCUUCGUGGAGUCAAGCUAUCAGAAGAUGUUCUGCAGAGGAUGAGAGGAGUAGCUAACAUCGCUCCAGAACGCAUAUCAUCAACCUCAGUCCCUCAGAAAGGCUCAGGUACCUCUGGCAGCAGCGGCAGCUCAAGCUCUCGAUCCCAGAGCCCACGGCACCGGGCCCAGCCCAGCACCCAGUCCAACAGCAGCAAAUCAGCCUCCUAUGCUGAGGAAGAACAGAAGAGGUAUGAACGCCAGCAGACAAUACUGAAGGAGGAGUUGGCCAAGAUGGCACAGAGAGAGAGCGAUGCAGCGAGGGAGAUGACGAAAGCCAUGAGCCGGGAAAGACUGCACACACGCCAGGAAGCCAAGAAGGCCAAACAACUGGCUCAGCAGCUACAGAAGAAAGAUGCCCAGCUGAAAGCGCUGGAUGCCUUCUACAAGGAGCAGCUGGCACAACUGGAGCAGAGGAAUUUGGAAAGAUACAAACAGAGCAAGGAGCAAUUUCACCAAGCUGCCUCCGAGACAGAAGCAAACGUGAGGUCUCGCAGUACAGACCCGGUGUGUUCUGGCCUGCAGGCUCAGAUUUUAUCCUGUUACAGGGAGAACAGGGACCAGACCCUAAGGUGCUCAGACCUGGCCAAAGAAUACAUGCAGUGUAUCGAUGCUGCAAAGAAGAACCUGCUGGUCAACCACGGAUGAACAGAGGGAGGAAAAGGGUAAAACAAUUAUCAAACGAAGGCUUUUAUUUUGGCACUAAGGGUGGCACCGGUGACUUCAUUUGCUGUUAGCAUGCCUUGUUUUUAAAACUUAUUAUGCUAUUUAUUAUUGGUAUCAUGCAGUUAAGUUGCUAUUUUUUUCUGCACAGCUACAGGGAGGCUUUUUGAAAAAAUAGUGUGUGCAUUAGUUUCAUGGUCUGAGUCAGUACACUUUGCAUUCAGUCAUUUACAUCAGCAGGAAGUACUUCUAAGAUUGAACUGUAAAGAUCCAUUCAGGGUCACUCCUCCUCCAUCUGAAUGUGAGAUUCACUUUACGUCCAAACUGCUGCUGCUUUUGUGGGGGAGAGGAAAGAAAAGCAUUUCAGGUGUGAGAUGAAUUGAGUGCAUAGGGACCGUCCUCGUUUUGAAGUCUGACUGAAAGAA
Molecule: messenger RNA, 1622 nt
Organism: Chelmon rostratus (copperband butterflyfish)
Lineage: Eukaryota; Metazoa; Chordata; Actinopteri; Chaetodontiformes; Chaetodontidae
Gene: chchd6a
Product: coiled-coil-helix-coiled-coil-helix domain containing 6a
Exons: 8
Coding region: 430-1182 (250 amino acids)
Cellular component (GO): MICOS complex; mitochondrion
Source: RefSeq, a predicted model, not a curated record